AUGAUGGACAGUGGUCCGUCUCCUGGAGUGUACGCUGCAAGCCUAGUGGAAAGUCUGCUGGGAGCAGAUGCAGCUUCUGCCUCCCAUGUCCAUGACUACCUCCAUCUUGCCCUUAGGUCAAGGUCCAGUUCGACCUCCAGCUCGGGCUCCAGUACUAGCACAGGCUCCAGCAGUGGCUCCAGCUCCUCCUCGGCAUCCAGCCGCUCAGGAAGUUCCAGCACAUCCCGUAGCUCCAGCUCCAGCAGCUCCUCUGGCUCUCCAAGCCCUUCUCGGCGCAGACAUGACAACAGGCGGCGCUCCCGAUCCAAAUCCAAGCCACCUAAAAGAGAUGAGAAGGAGAGGAAAAGACGAAGUCCUUCCCCUAAACCCACCAAAGUACAUAUUGGGAGGCUCACCAGGAAUGUGACCAAGGAUCACAUCAUGGAGAUAUUUUCCACCUAUGGGAAAAUUAAAAUGAUUGACAUGCCCGUAGAAAGGAUGCACCCCCAUCUGUCCAAGGGCUAUGCCUACGUGGAGUUUGAGAAUCCAGAUGAAGCUGAGAAGGCACUGAAGCACAUGGAUGGAGGUGGGUGACCCUGCCAGCAUCCCUGACUUCCCACCUC
This is a messenger RNA of Tupaia belangeri chinensis (Chinese tree shrew), 602 nucleotides long. RefSeq names its product RNA binding protein with serine rich domain 1 (gene RNPS1). The record is from RefSeq and is a predicted model, not a curated record. Gene Ontology annotation, molecular function: RNA binding. Gene Ontology annotation, cellular component: ASAP complex; nucleoplasm; cytoplasm. Bases 1 to 573 code for a protein of 190 amino acids. The transcript has 4 exons. Gene Ontology annotation, biological process: mRNA splicing, via spliceosome. Lineage: Eukaryota; Metazoa; Chordata; Mammalia; Scandentia; Tupaiidae.